Angiostrongylus costaricensis is the source of this 276-nucleotide messenger RNA. The record is from the annotation of a GenBank genome assembly. NCBI's taxonomy places the organism in Eukaryota, Metazoa, Nematoda, Chromadorea, Rhabditida, Metastrongylidae.
UCUAAAUUAUUGGGAAAGUAUAGAUUCUCCAAAUAUGUCUGGUAUGCCGCUCGAUCUAUGUACGAAGCUCGUUGCUUAGAGUCUGGGUUUAAGCCAGUUGGAUGUGUAAUGGACCGAGGAUCUGAGCCUUCAUAUCAUGACCACUACAAAGGUAGAUGUCCUGCUACUGCUACGGAUCUUUGUGAAGCGAUGGCGCGCCUUCACAACGGCGGACCGAAAGAAUGCGAGAAGCCCAGCACCUUGGAUUAUUUGAAAGAUAUGUCGGUUUGUUGCUAA